AUGCAGCCUUGGGCCUUAGUUAGCCCCGCGUCCCGCGGCAUUGGUCUCCAUCUCGCUCGCCAUUUGCUCCAGAAUACAAAGCUGCCCGUCGUGACCACUGCACGAAAGGACUUGGAUCAGGCCAAGGAAUCAAUCCUCGAUGGCCUGCAUCACGUCGACCAAAACCGACUCAAUGUCUUGAAGUUGGAUGUCCUUGGUAUGCCCUUUGCUUUUUGGCAGCCGUUGUGCUUCUUGACGCUAAAUGCCAACUUGACAGACGAAAACACCAUCCAAGAUGCAGCAUCCGCUUGCAGUGAACUGUUUCCAAAGAAGGAUAACUACUUGCAUCUGUCCUAUGCUAUUCCCGGCAUCUUGUUUCCUGAAAAGUCUCCUCAGCAGAUUGAUCAUGAUGAUGCCCUUUUGACCUUUCGGACCAACACGCUGGGUCCCAUGCUGAUGCUUAAACACUUUGGUCCUUUCUUGCCGCGGAAGUCGACACAACUUGCCCAAGAUGCAUCUUUGCCGAAAACAGCCGUCUGGGCUACCAUGUCUGCUCGUGUGGGUAGUAUUACUGACAACCAGCUUGGAGGAUGGUACUCGUAUCGUGCAUCCAAGGCUGCUGUCAACCAGGUCACAAAGACCUUCGACAACCACUUGCGGACAGCCUCAGGCGAAAAGGCUAUAGCCGUCAGUCUGCANCCGGGCACCGUCAAGACAAGCUUCAGCAAGGAAUUCUGGAGCGGUGUCAAGGAAGGAAAGCUGUUCAGUCCUGAGUUCUCGGCCGAGAAGCUGUACGAGGUUGUUGUAGGCAGGACUCUAGAGGAUAGAGGCAAGUGCUGGGACUGGAAGGGCGACGAGGUUCCGCCCUAG
Messenger RNA from Aureobasidium vineae, 849 nucleotides. NCBI's taxonomy places the organism in Eukaryota, Fungi, Ascomycota, Dothideomycetes, Dothideales, Saccotheciaceae. The record is from the annotation of a GenBank genome assembly.